Messenger RNA from Wyeomyia smithii (pitcher-plant mosquito), 1717 nucleotides. RefSeq lists its product as uncharacterized. The record is from RefSeq and is a predicted model, not a curated record. Lineage: Eukaryota; Metazoa; Arthropoda; Insecta; Diptera; Culicidae. Bases 877 to 1665 code for a protein of 262 amino acids. The transcript has 4 exons.
UUCCUCAGAGGGGAUUCACUGCUGUCAAAUUUCAUGUAUGUGUGCGUUAUCGCAGAUCAACUCUGGUCCAUGACGUUUGUUGAUCCAUGACGUUUGUAACUAUGAACAAUAAUGGGGGAAAAAUCACUACAUAACACAUUCAUGAAAGUUUUUCGCGGUUUUACGAGUUUUGAUUUAAAAACGUUCCGGUUUUAUAAUUUUUCACAUCGAUCAAUUUCAUUAACAAAAAGAACGAAAACCAAAACAAACGCCAUGUUGCCGAAUACGUUGGUUACACGAUGUUUGACAGAUAGAUUCCCCCUGGUUUUCCUGUAGAUUUUUAUUUUUAUUAUUUAAUUUAAAGUCAAUUAAACUUACAUCAAAUUUCUUUAUUGAAUGUAAGUUUACUCCUACAACAGUGAUGAUGGCUACCGCAUCAACGAGUGCCACCGUGCCAUCGGUAAAUAUAUCUAAUCAGGCGGCUCUGAAUGAGCUGAUCGAAAGCCUGCAAUGUGCACGUUGCAGAAAAUUUCCAACCAAUGCCCAUAUUUGUCCGAAUUGUUCGGAGAUGUUUUGUUAUAUGUGUAUAUACGUUUGGUUGAAUGCUGGAAACAAAUGUGCCAACUGCAAUGCCCAAAUCGCACAUGAAAAGCUGAUCAAAUUGCGCUGUUUAGAAAAUCAAGUGUGGAUGAGGCGAAUUAUGAUGAUUCAUCACAGUCAGCGAAUGGAACCACUGACUCGGAGGAUGGUUACUAUGAAGAGGAGUGGAUUGAAACCACCCCGGGUCGGAUUGAACCGGUAGCUAACCUUCCAAAGGCUGUGGAGGGUACGUUCACGUUACGAAACUACCACAGAUGUCGUGUGCCAUUGAUAUGCUCCGAGCGUGUCGUUGAUGAAAUGGGUUUCAGCUGGAGACUACGUGUUGCGCCGAAAGCACUGUACCAAAAUACACGCGUACUACAGGUGCUAGUAGAAUUGCUUUCUGGUGAAGAAGGUUUCUACGAAAUAAUGCUAGAACUACUAAACAUUGUGCCAAGAGCAUUUAUUUGCGAAACUUUCGUCGGACACAAAUAUUAUGUUGGACCAGGUAGUUUCUUACCUGUACGGGCAUUACCGAGAGGAAAUUUUGAUUUGAAGUUUCGAUAUACGAUUCGUCCUGCGGACUUUCAGGCUAAAGUAGACAUCCAGCAAAGUUUACUGGACAAACGCACGAAACGUUUGGAAGAAAGAGGGACAUUCCAGUCAUUUAAUUAUUGCAUUAACUUUGGUGAUCUACAUGAUGAGAAUUUAAAAAAAUACGACGAUUCGUUGGGAAAUGAGUGGUAUUUCGGUGUACAUAGGAUACACGCGAAUGCCGAGUUCCAGAUGUACAUGUACAUAGGAUUUCCCGGAAUUUACGAAGUCCAAUUAACGAUGCUCCAUCCAGUCGAAGAAUAUGAUAAAGAGUUACAAUGUGAAAGAGAGUUUCAGUAUAAUCAGAAAAACAUGUUCAAUUUUCAAAUACGAUGGGACCUACUGAAAGCACACGGCUUCACUCAUGGCUAUCAAGAUUGUGUGAAAAUUCGUGUUGCAGUCCGCCCCGUGCAAGUGGACCUACAGCAUAUAGAAGAUUUCGUAAAGCCCUCCAAGUAUGCUCAAUACACAGAAUACAGAGAAUACACAUCAUCAUCAUCAUCAUCGGACUAGCGUUCUCUACAAAGUUAUGCUUUCAAUUGCAAUUAUAAAUACAAAUUAUAAA